Pelmatolapia mariae (spotted tilapia) is the source of this 5197-nucleotide messenger RNA. Its product is annotated as LIM domain only protein 7. The coding region runs from base 446 to 4543 and encodes 1365 amino acids. Gene Ontology annotation, molecular function: protein binding. Gene Ontology annotation, biological process: regulation of cell adhesion; regulation of signaling. The transcript has 28 exons. Lineage: Eukaryota; Metazoa; Chordata; Actinopteri; Cichliformes; Cichlidae. The record is from RefSeq and is a predicted model, not a curated record.
GUGGUCCCCGGACCCGGGUUUGGAGACACUCCCGCUGCAGACUCUAACUCAUGCAGCUCUAAAACUUGAGGUGAAAAACUGUCUUUCGUGUGAGUGCUGCAAGAGGUGAGCUCUGCGCGUCUUCAAACACUCAAUCGCUGCGUAAAAAAGGUGGAGUGUGUAAACCCGCUGCCAAAAGGACACAAAGCACAGGUGUGUCGGAUGAAAGAAAAGGUAAGCAGCCGCAAGAUGAUGCACAGUGUUACACCUUGCAUUCAUUUACGGAUGAGCAGGUGGGAAAGAACAAUAGGAGGCAUAUUUGAUGAAUGACUGAGAGUUCACCUGUGUGCACUUUUAUGUAGGUUGAUUGAGUUUGCUUGCUUGAGCUGGCUCACAUUUAUGUGGACCUUUUAUAUGCGGGCUGCUAAGACUUUACCCGCCGGUGAAGCUCGGAUAAUAAGUUCUUAUGAUGGAGUGGCGUGAGCAGUCUUCAGUCAGCUGCGAGGAAGCCUACUCGGAGGCGCAGAGAUGGAUUGAGGCAGUAACCAAGAAAAAAUUUGGGAGCAAGGACUUCCGAUCUGCGCUGGAGAAUGGCGUUCUUCUGUGUGAACUGAUUAACAAGAUCAAGCCUGGUGUUGUCAAGAAGGUUAACAGACUGCCUACUCCUAUUGCUGGACUGGACAACCUUAACGUCUUCCUCAAGGCCUGCGGGAAGCUUGGACUAAAGGAAGCGCAGCUCUUUCACCCCGGAGAUCUUCAAGACUUGUCCUCAAGAGUCACAGUCAAGGAUCAAGAGACCAGCAGGAGGCUGAAAAAUGUAUUGAUCACCAUUUACUGGUUAGGUAGAAGAGCUCAGUGUGACCGCUUCUAUGAUGGACCUUACUUGAACUUCAAGGCAUUUGAGGGUUUAUUGGGCACAGCACUAUACAAGGCUCUGCAGGAAUCUUCCAGUCAGAAAAGCAGCAACGUCCGAGACAGCGGUUUUGGAGACAGUUGGUACUCUGAGCGAGAGGAGCUCUCCCAUCUGAGAGGAGGAGGAGGAGGUGGAGGUGGUGGUAGACACAGGAGGGACGACUCCCUGGACAGCUUGGAUUCGUUGGGUUCCCGACCCCACAGCAUCUCAUCUGACACCACUCUUAAAGGCAGCAGCGAGGGUUGUUGUAGCGAUACCGAGGCAGACUCUGUCUUCAAGAUGACCGAGAACAAGGACAAUCUCAGCUACCGCCGGUCGGCAGUCGUCGCACCGAAAACCACCACGCAGUUUAACCAGUUCCUGCCCACUAAAGACAAAGCUUCUGGCUACGUGCCUGCUCCACUAAGGAAGAAACGGGCCGAACGUAAUGAGGACAACCGGCGCAGCUGGGCCAGCAGCAGUUUCGCAGAGGAUGAAAGCUCUCUCACCAGAGAGCGCCAAGAGGGUACAGACGGGAGUAAAUCAACAAGCGAUAUGCAAGUCGACCCUGCGGUCAUGCGGCAGGUUCGCUACGAAGAGCUGCAGAAGUAUCGUGAGCAGGUUAAGCAGAGCGAGGAUAAGUGGCAGGAUGCCCUGAGCGACUGGAAGAGCCGACGUCGCAGUGUCAACUCUGAUAUAGUAAAGAAGAAGGAGGAAAGGGAGAAGAUAGAGCAGAUUACUUACGGCGGUGAGAAAAGGUCUAAGACCUUCAAGGAGAUGCAAGAGGAGAGAGAAGGUAAAAGAAAGAGCAGCGUUGGCAGCCGUCUUGGAUCUCUCUCUUUUUUAGACGACGACGACGACAACGUAUUUGAAAAACCCGUCAUUGCCCCACGUACCCGAGCUCUUCCUAGCCGAAGCUACACAAUUGACACUUCCCAAUUUUCCUAUGAACCCCCCAAGCCCCCUGUGAACGACAAAGAACCUCCCAUCGCUUCCCCAGCUACCGGCAGGGCUGCUUCCCCUCCCACUUCACUUGAAGUCGUGGACAGUCCCGCACUAAGCAGCUCCAUCACGAACACCAUCACUCCGAACAACUACAGCUCAUUCAACCGUUCCCCAUCUCCAGAAGCUGGACCUUUGCAGAGGAGUACAGACUCAGAGCGCGCCAGCACAGCCAAGAAGCAGGAGGCCCCAACUGUUGUCUCCUCUUCUAGCUCCCUACCAAAGGUGCCUGAGCCAAGGCCCGCAUUGUCGGGCACACAGACUGAGGUGAAGCCCCCCUCUUCUGGUCCUUUGCACACACAAGCACAGCCCAGCUCAAUGGAACCCAAGCCUCCCGCGGUGUCUCGGGUUUCUUCCUCCCUGCCUAAGACCUACCAGAGAUCGGAUAGCGCACGUCUAACUUCAGUUGUCACACCAAGGCCCUUUGGGAGCCAGCCCUCACGCAUCACAUCUCUUCCCCGAGGCUUUACCCCCGCACAGACAGACGACUCACACAAGCGCGUCAAUGGCAACGUCGAUGUUUCUAAGAAGUCAUCAGUGCCGAGCCGGUACCAUCACUUCAUGACCUCUGAGGACGAAGCUCAGUCUAGCUCAGCACACAGCAGUGAAGAGGAGGAGGAGGAGGAAGAGGCGACUACAGGGAAGAGCGUCAACUCUGCUCAGAGCGUCACACCUGUACCUCCACAAGUCAAGAGUGAACCUCCUGCUCCAGCCAAAGAAACCAGCCAGGAGAACUACUGUGAGAUGCGGAUCAGCCUGAACCAGAAGCCCAACAGCAGCAGAGAUUUUGGCUUCCAGGCAGCCUGGGACUCAACAGGAGCUUGUGUCACAUCUAUCCAGCCAGGCAGCCCGGCUGAGAUGUGCCAGCUUCAGACUGGAGACAAGGUGCUGACGGUGAACGGGCACAAGGUGGCAGACAUGAGCUACACAGAGUGGAAGUCCCACAUGGAUGAGGCUCUGCAGCAGGGCAGCCUGGUCAUGGAUAUAAGGCGUCAUGGGCAGAACAACUGGGACAGAGUUCAACCUUCCCUGCCAUUUAAAAGCCAUAAGACCAUCAAUCUGACCAGUACGGAUCAUCCAAUGCUUGUAGGUUCCCAAGAAAAAAGCACAAUCAGCUCCAGCCUGGAUUUCACUUCAAACACUCCAGCAGAAACGCUGACGUUCAAAGAGACCCCGGCUCAUCCCGUUAGCGAAGUGGCUUCAAACGGAGUUAAUGGAGGUUUCCGAGAGGAGCCGGUGACCAUGAGGAAAAAAGAGUCAGAACCCAUAUCUUUGAAAAACUUAAAGCGGAGGUCAGAGUUUUUUGAACAAGGAGGAGGAUCAGAGCCCGCAGUGCCAGAUAUACCCGUUCCCGUAAUCACUCCCUCCAGUCGCUGGUCUUGGGACCCAGAAGAGGAGCGGAAAAGACAAGAGAAGUGGCAGAAGGAACAAGAGCGCCUCCUACAGGAGAAGUAUAAGCGUGAUCAGGAAAAGCUGCAGGAAGAGUGGCUCAAGGCUCAGCAGGCGAUUUCUACAAGCACGGUUCCCAAACAGCUUGGGAGCCUGGAGGUGAACAACCACAGCAACAGCAGCACCGGCCCACACUCACCACUAUCUCCCGUCAACCAGCCCACAUCUCUACUGUGGGAAGAAGAAGAGCGAAAGAGGAAGGAGGAGCAGGAGCGCCAAAGGCAGGCGGAGGAGAAGAGGAAGAGGGAAGAGGAGGAGCGAGAACUGCAGCGUCUCCAGGAGGAGAGAAUGAGGAAGGAAAGGCAGGAGCAGGAGGAAAGGAAGAGAAGGGAGGACGAGAGGAGGUUGCUGGAGGCAGAAGAGCAGCAGCGCAGAGAGAAGGAGAGAGCCUUUGAGCAGCAGCAGCAGUGGACAAAAUCCAAAUCAUCCCCUCAGCUCGACGAAGAGGACAGACCUCAGAGAAAAGUGACCUCAAGCGGAGCCAUUGAGAAGAAGGACCAGCAGCCUGCAUCUCAGGCUGAGCUGGAGCGUCAGCAGAUCCUCAAUGAGAUGAAAAAGAAGACGUCAUUGCUGACGGACAACAGCUGGAUCCGCCAGCGCUCUCCCGACACUUCCACCAACAAGGAGAGGGACGUGCCACCUAUGCGCAGAGGCGAUUCUCUUGACAACUUGGACACCUCAUACAACUCCUGGCGUUCGUCAUCGAAAUCCCGAAGCGGUUCUUUUGCCCAAAACUACUUUCGGCCUCACUCUGCCCUUUCUGGCAGCACAUCCUUUUAUGGUGGGGGGUCGCGGGCUCAGCGGUAUGGUUCCGCUUCCACUCUGCCUUCUUCCUAUUCCAUGGGCUCACUCCGAAGUGGGGCAGGAUCCCACUUGGUCCCUUGGUCCAGGCAGUCGCCUUCCCCUUCACCUUCACCCUCUUCUCCUUCACCCACCAACUCUCCAGAACCCACGGCUGAGGCAGACGCUCCUCAGCAGCACAGCAGGUCAGUGAGUGGAAAGAAAAUCUGUACGUUCUGUGAAACCCCGCUGGGAAAGGGAGCAGCCAUGAUCAUCGAGUCCCUUGGGCUCUGUUAUCAUUUGGGUUGCUUUAAGUGCAUCGACUGUAAGUCUGACCUUGGAGGAUCAGAAGCCGGAGCUGAAGUCAGAAUACGAAACAAGCAGCUCUACUGUAACUCCUGCUACAUGCGAGUCAAAACUGGUCAACCAACAUCUAUGUGACGUGACUGUACUCCAGCAGAUUGAUGAAGAGACUACUUCCGACAACAACCCCUGAAUUUUAAAGUGGACAUUGAAGCCAUUGCAAUUAACCGGGACACUUGGUUGGGAUGUAUCGCUGUUUAUGAUUCUGUUAAAACCCCAGGCGAUACCUUGGUGAGAAUCAUAUUUGUUUUUACAGUGUGUGAUUAAGGGAGGGACGCUUUGCAAAGUAGUUAUCAGCUUUUGUGUUUAUAUCCUAUUAAGCAGCACAAUUGUACAGAGUGUAAGGUUUCUGCAUGCGCCAGAGUUUUUAAACGUUUUAGCCACAAAACUAGUCGAGCUAUUAACUGUCUACCAGAUCCCAGAUGAAAGUCCUUUUUGUUUCUAAACUUCGCUUAGAUACUGAGAGAAAAUCCUGCAGGAUCAUCCUCCUCAUUUUCACGCUUCUUUUCCCACCAACUAUUGUGUUAUAAAAAUCUGUGUCAGCCAAGGUAUUGGUAUCAUGUCUAUGUGCCUUUUUAUUUGUAAUUAAGAUUACUAAAAUACUGCAAAAUGUCAUUUGCAUUUGUCUCAAGUUUUCAGUGAUGGAGUAUUGCACACAUAAGCAGGUUUCUAUGUAAAGAGUAUACGUCACACUGAUUAGGCAAACAUAACAAUGUAAAUAAAAAUAACUAA